AUGGCGGCAUUGCAAAAAUGGAAUCCUAGAGUCGUUGUGGAGUGGAUGCAUUUGGAAAUAGAUAGCCCGGGCAGAUACAUGUUGAAUUAUGUUUUCUGGGCAUUCAAACCAUGCAUUGAGGGAUAUCGUUAUUGCCGUGACGUUAUAAGCGUGGAUGGAACACAUUUGUAUAUGAAGUACAAGCAUAAAAUGCUGGUAGCAGUAACUUUAGAUGCAAAUCAGCAAGUGUUGCCGUUAGCGUUUGCACUCGUGGACGAAGAGUCACUUGCGUCAUGGCGUUGGUUCCUCCGAAUGCUUUCCAAAUAUUUGUUGCCGUCAGAGGAUGAUCGAGAUUUGUGCUGGAGAGCAGGGGCUAAAGACAACCCUCGAAAAUUUGAUAGAAUAAUGGAAGAGAUCAAAUCAUUGAACGAGGAAGCAUACGACUGGCUGGGGAGAAUCGACAAGGAUCAAUGGACGUUGGCGCAUGAUGGUGGUUGGAGAACGGGUAUCCUAACUACAAACAUGUCUGAGUGCAUAAAUGGAGUAUUAAAAGGUGCGAGACGCUUACCAAUUGUGGCUAUUUUGCAAAUAACGUUAUCCCGCUCUGUGCAGUAUUUCUUGCAGCGCUCUACACGGUGUAAUCGUAUGAUCAAUGCAAAUCAACAAUGGGCUGAUUUUGCGUUCAAGCUGUUCGAAGUGCGACAGGCAGAGGCAGUACGUCACAUUGUUCAAAAAUUUGACUAUAACCAACAAUUUGCCUCAGAGGUAACAUUGAGCUUGACCGGGCAGGGCUCCCGUACUUAUGUCGUCAAAUUGAAGCAUCGUAUGUGUUCUUGUGGCAAGUGGGGUGCAAAUGGAAUUCCAUGUUCACAUGCCAUUCAAGCAUGCCGACAUUUUGGGGUUAAUGCGUCAAAUUUUAUUCCUAACUAUUACAGUGUACAAUCAUACAAGAAGACAUAUCAAUGGAGGUUUGAGCCUGUGUACGGUGAAGAAUAUUGGGAUCCGAUGGAUUUUGAGCUUGUGCAUAAUCCCGCGGUGCGAGCCCGUCGAGACCCAGGUAGACAAGUAUCUACUAGAAUACAGAACGAAAUGGAUAGACCACAAGUACGUGCUCGCCAACAAUAUCAGAGUCGUCAAGACCGGGGAUGA
Molecule: messenger RNA, 1128 nt
Organism: Sesamum indicum (sesame)
Lineage: Eukaryota; Viridiplantae; Streptophyta; Magnoliopsida; Lamiales; Pedaliaceae
Molecular function (GO): zinc ion binding
Source: RefSeq, a predicted model, not a curated record